Molecule: messenger RNA, 3600 nt
Organism: Plasmodium malariae
Lineage: Eukaryota; Apicomplexa; Aconoidasida; Haemosporida; Plasmodiidae
Gene: PRP16
Product: pre-mRNA-splicing factor ATP-dependent RNA helicase PRP16, putative
Exons: 1
Coding region: 1-3600 (1199 amino acids)
Biological process (GO): mRNA splicing, via spliceosome
Cellular component (GO): spliceosomal complex; intracellular anatomical structure
Molecular function (GO): ATP binding; RNA binding
Source: RefSeq, a predicted model, not a curated record
AUGAUAGCAAAAACAUCUUUUAAUAACACAUCUUCGUCUGAUGAGGAAAAAAAAACAGAGAACAAAAUAAUAGAAUCAAGUAAUAAAAACAUAACAUUUAAAAGAAGAAAGAUUAACAGAAUUAAUAAGAAUAAUGCAACUAAUAACAGUCAAAAAAAUGUUUUUAAAAAUGUUGACAUUUUGGAGAAGGGGAAUAUAAUAUUUAAAAAAAACAAAUACAUGAAAUCGGAUAAUUGGAAAAAAGGUAUUCGAAAGGAAGUAAGGAACUCUAAGGGAGUCUACAAAAAUGAGAGGUUUGCAAGUAGCAAAUUGAGAAUUUCUAAAUUAGACGAGUUUUCAAGUGAAGCGUUAGAAGGCAAUGACGAUGAUAGAAGCAGUUAUGAAGAAAUUAAUUUAACAAAAAAAAAAGAAUCGAGGCAUAAUAAUAGUAACUGUAAUAGUGAUAUUAAUAGCAAUAACAGUAGCAAUGACAACAGUUAUUAUAGCAGCUCUCAGGAAAAAGGGAGUAACCAAUUUGAAAGUAACUGUAUUUCAAGUCGAUAUGAAACAUAUAACAAAUCGGAUAGAAGAAAAAGCUCGUACCAAAAAAAACAUGAUAACAAUAAAAAAGGAAAAGAAUAUUACAGCAAUAAUAAUGACAGGAUUUUAGACGAAAUAUGGUAUACGAAAGAAGAUGAAUUUAUUGAUUCAUUCUACAAUAUAGAUAAAGAUAUUACCUAUGAGAAAGAAAAAAAAAUGAUAAAUAAUUUCAAAACAAGAUUGAAUAGUGAAGGGAAAAAAGUAAAUCAAAAAAAUUUAGAUAAUAAUUUAUGGGAAUUAAACAAAUUAAAACAAGGUGGUGUUAACUCAACAUAUAAUAAAUUACAAUUGGAUAGAAUUAAUGAAGCCAACAACACUAACGAAGUGAAGAAAUUUGUUUUAACAAGACAUGUAACUCCAUCUUUUAUUGAUAAGUUAAAAAGUUCAAAUGAAGAAUGGGCAGCAGAAGUGGGAGAAGGAACAGCGACAGCAGCAGUGAUAAAAGAAGUGGAAACUGGGGGGAAUGUUUCGAAAAAUGUAGUUAACGAAUGCAACAACGGUUCAUAUGACAGAAAAUCCAACUCAACAUCUUACUCCAUUGUGGUUAAGGAUGAAACAUGCGAUUUUGUAAAAGCAGCAAAAAAGGGAAGUGAAUUUUUAAAAUAUUUUAAAAAUGAAAAUGAGAAAUCUAAAGCGAGGGAUAGAUAUUGGGAAAUUGAGAGAAGCAAAUUAGGAGAACUAUUAAAAUUGUAUAAAAAUAAUUUAAACGACUCAACCAAAGAUGGAAGUAAUACAAACCUAGAUAUAGAAGAAGAGGAGAACUCAGAAGUUUUUGAUUAUAAAAAAGACAAGAUGUAUGGUACAAUAUUUAAUAUGGAAAGUAAAAAAAAGAAGAGUACAUUACAAGAUAAGGAAGAUUUAUUAAGAUUAAAAGAAUCAUUACCUAUUUAUAAAUCUAAAAAAGAAUUACUAGAUGCAGUAUAUAAUAAUAAUAUUAUAAUAAUUGUAGGUGAAACUGGUUCAGGAAAAACAACACAGAUUGUUCAAUAUUUGUAUGAAGAAGGAUAUCAUAAAAAUGGGAUAAUAUGCUGUACUCAACCAAGAAGAGUUGCAGCAGUCUCAGUUGCUUAUCGUGUAUCAUACGAAAUGAAUGUCGAGAUAGGAUCAUUAGUUGGUUAUACUAUUAGAUUUGAGGAUAAUACUACGAAAGAUACAAAAAUUCGUUAUGUUACUGAUGGUAUUUUAUUAAGAGAAACAUUAACUGAUAAAGAAUUAGAUAAAUAUAGUGUUAUAAUAAUGGACGAAGCUCAUGAAAGAUCUAUUAAUACAGAUGUUUUAUUAGGUAUAUUAAAAAACAUCUGCCUAAAAAGAAAUGAUUUAAAAUUAUUAGUAACAUCUGCUACUAUUGAUUCUAAAAAAUUCUCUCAAUUUUUUGGAAAUGCACCUAUAUAUAAUAUUCAUGGAAGAACAUUUAAAGUACAUUUAGAAUACUUGAGAACGCCAUGUAACGAUUAUAUAGAAUGCGCUGUACAAAAGGCAAUUGAAAUUCAUAUUUCAGAUAAUAACUAUGAUAACAAUUUUGGGGACAUAUUAAUUUUUAUGACCGGGCAAGAAGAUAUUAAUGCUACAUGCUACCUACUCAGUGAGAGGUUUUAUGAAGUAUAUGAAUCGUAUAAGGAAGCCAAAAGCAAUAAGAAAGUUACUAUUAACAAGAUUAGAAAUAUAAUUAAUCGUAAGAAAAGUUCCUCUGAGAUGGCGCAAAAAGGGGGGGACCAUAAGGUCGUCGUCGAAUAUAGCGGUGAACAUGAUAAUGAAGAUAGAAAUGCAGAUAGAGGUGAGGAUAGAAGUGCUAAUAGUGGAAAAGAUAGCGUUGAAGAAAGAGGAAACGAUUACUACAAUAAGGGUAUAAAUGAUGGAAUGCAUCACAUAUACCCAUUCUACGUGUUUCCUAUAUAUUCGCAGUUAUCUAGUGAACAGCAAAGCAAAAUAUUUCAGAAGUACGAUCUGAGAAAAAUAAUCGUUUCAACAAACAUAGCAGAGACUUCUCUAACCUUAGAUGGAAUCAAAUACGUGAUUGAUACAGGGUACUGUAAAUUAAAAGUAUAUAACCAAAAAAUAGGAAUGGACGUGUUGCAAGUAACUCCUAUAUCUCAAGCAAAUGCAAAUCAAAGGUCAGGAAGAGCGGGAAGAACUGGUGCGGGUAUAUGUUAUCGCCUUUAUACUGAAAAUACAUUCCUAUGUGAUUUAUAUCCUAAUAAUAUACCAGAAAUACAAAGAAGUAAUUUGUCUAAUGUAGUAUUAUUAUUAAAAUCCUUAAAUGUGCAGAAUAUAUUUGAGUUCGAUUUUAUUGACACUCCCAGUAAAGAAAGUAUAAUAAAUUCUUUACACGAAUUAUGGGUGUUAGGUGCUAUAAAUAAUGAAGGUAAUUUAACCGACAUAGGGAAAAAAAUGAUACUUUUUCCACUAGACCCACCCUUAUCAAAAAUUGUAAUUUACAGCGAAAAAUUUGCGUGUACAAAAGAAACUCUAAUUAUUGUUAGUAUGCUUUCUUCUCCUGCAAUCUUUUUAGAAGCAAAAGAAAGUAAUGAAGCUAUUGAAUCCAAAAAAGAAAAAUUUACCGUACCAGAAAGUGAUCAUUUAACCCUCUUAAAUAUUUACCUACAAUGGCGUGCUCAUAAUUAUUCAUAUAGUUGGUGUACUAACAACUUUAUACAAUAUAAAUCCCUAAAUAAGGCAAAAGAAGUGUAUUCACAACUAAGUGAUAUAAUUAAAACAGUAAAUAUAAAAAAUGUUUCAUGUAAUAAUAAAUGGGAAUGUGUAAGAAAAACUAUUUGCUCAGGAUAUUUUCAUAAUGCAGCCAAAUUAAAAUCCUUUUCUGAAUAUAUUAAUUUAAGAACUAAUGUAUCUUGUCAUGUCCAUCCAAACUGUUCAUUAUAUAAUAUUGGCUACACACCUGAUUAUGUCAUUUAUCAAGAAAUUGUUUUUACAACAAAAGAAUUUAUGAGAAAUGUUACUACAGUAGAACCCGAAUGGCUGUGUGAAUUGGGUCCACUUUUUUUUUAUAUGAAAAAUUUAUAUUAA